AUGAAUGAGUUCAGUCCUGUAGGCCCGGACAGUCCUGUCUCUCCUCACAAGAGAAAACGGCGCUCCACACCCCUAAGUUCUUCCACACUUCCUCCACAAGCGACAGAGAAGACCUCCUAUCUGCAGACUUCGGAGAUCUCCCUCUGGACCGUGGUGGCUGCCAUCCAGGCCGUGGAGAGGAAGGUGGACGCCCAAGCCAGCCAGCUGUUGAACCUGGAGGGCCGCACGGGGACGGCCGAGAAGAAGCUGGCCGACUGCGAGAAGACGGCCGCGGAGCUCGGGAACCACAUGGAGGGCAAGUGGGCCGUGCUGGGGACGCUGCUGCAGGAGUACGGGCUGCUGCAGCGGCGCCUGGAGAACAUGGAGAACCUGCUGCGCAACCGGAACUUCCGGGUCCUGCGGCUGCCCCCGGGCGGCAAGGGCGAGGUGCCCAAGGUAUCCAGGUCAUUUGAGGACGAUGGAGUCUGUCUGUCGGAGCAGGAGUGGGAGAACCUGGAGGACUGGCAGAGGGAGCUUUACAGAAACGUGAUGAAGAGCAACUAUGAGACUCUGGUCUCUCUCAAGGUUCUUGGCCAGCCCGAGGGAGAAGAUGAGUUGGGUACAGAGAUGCUGGGUGGCUUGGAGGAGCAAGGCCCUGGUGGUGCCCACCCAGCAGAUGGGACCACAAUCAAACAGGAGGUGCAGUACGAGCAGGAAGGCUUUGAGGACCUUUCUGGAGAGUUCCGGCACACGGCUGAAGAGCAGGCUCUCCUGUGCCCUGGGCAGGCAGCUCCCUGGGACGGUCAGGGCAGUUCUGUCUUCACAGAGUUGGGCCCUGGGGGCUUGGGUCCAGGGGAGCCCAUCAAGGACAGCGGGGACCUUGGCAGGACUGUGGGUGGCCGCCGGAAGCAGGCACCCAGGAGGCAGGUACAGCUGGCUCAGGUAGGGGGGCUGGGCCUGCAGCUGCAGAGGGACACUGCUGGCCCCUAUGAGUGUUCUGAGUGUGGGGUCGGCUUCCGCGGCAAGCAGCAGCUGGCCGUGCACCAGCGGACCCACCUGGGGUGGGGCUCUCACACAGACCCUGAGCCCGGAGAGAACCUUCGGCCCAGGCCUCGACUCAAGCCACAGGCCCGGAAGGCCAGGCUGCACCAAUGUGGCGUGUGCCUACGCAGCUUCAGCUGCAAGGUGAGCCUGGCUGCCCACCAGCACUGCCACCCACAGGAGGGGCCUGGUGCCAGCCCCCGCACCCAGGAGAGGUUCUCGCCUAACAGCCUGGUGGCCCUGCCCGGCCACAUCCCUUGGAGGAAAAGCCGGAGUGCCCUCAUCUGCGGCUACUGUGGGAAGAGCUUCAGCCACCCGUCUGACCUGGUGCGCCACCAGCGCAUCCACACGGGCGAGCGGCCCUACAGCUGUCCCGAGUGCGACAAGAGCUUUGUGCAGAAGCAGCACCUCCUGCAGCAUCAGAAGACCCACCAGCGCAAGCGGGCUGGGCCCGCGCUGGACCCCGGGAGGCCCAAGGGCCUGCUUUAA
Orycteropus afer afer is the source of this 1509-nucleotide messenger RNA. The record is from RefSeq and is a predicted model, not a curated record. Lineage: Eukaryota; Metazoa; Chordata; Mammalia; Tubulidentata; Orycteropodidae.